This is a messenger RNA of Achroia grisella, 2494 nucleotides long. RefSeq names its product vacuolar protein sorting-associated protein 51 homolog (gene Vps51). The transcript has a single exon. The record is from RefSeq and is a predicted model, not a curated record. Gene Ontology annotation, biological process: Golgi organization; lysosomal transport; endocytic recycling. Gene Ontology annotation, cellular component: EARP complex; GARP complex; membrane. Lineage: Eukaryota; Metazoa; Arthropoda; Insecta; Lepidoptera; Pyralidae. The coding region runs from base 70 to 2175 and encodes 701 amino acids.
GACAGCUAUAAUACUAAUGCUGUAGUAAAAAACCAUUUGUGAAAAUCCUUUAACAUUCUCUACAGAAACAUGACGGAGUCUCAAGAAGUAGUCGACAAUCCCUUAGACAUAGAUGGAAGCAAUUUCAAUGCAGAUUCAUAUUUAGAAUAUGUAAUGAAACGGGCCACCCUCAGGCAGAUCAUGGACAAGGAAGCAGAAGUUGUCACCCAGAGCCAGUUCCUACAGUCCGAAAUGCAGACUCUGGUCUACGAGAACUAUAACAAAUUUAUAUCUGCCACCGAAACUGUACGAAAAAUGCGUUCAGAUUUCAGAAUAAUGCAAGAUGAAAUGAAUAAACUUAGUGAGAAUAUUAAUAAAAUAACUUCAUUUAGUGCACAGAUAUCUGAGUCAUUAAAAGAGAGUGGUAAUAAUGUAAGUAGAUUAUGUUCCACUAGACAGUUGUUGGAUAAACUGCAAUUUUUAUUCCUACUGCCUACUCAGUUGAAUAAAGCUAUAACAGAAAGCAGAUAUGCUGAUGCGGUACAUGAUUAUACACACGCCCAGAGAGUGCUACAAAAGUAUGGUAACCAGCCCUCAUUCCAAAGUAUUCAAACAGAAUGUUCAGAAAUCAUUUAUGAGUUGAAGAAAACUUUGAGAGACAGAUUGCUCAGUCCAGAAACCUCUGCAUCUGAGUUAGCUGAGAGUGUUGGUCUGCUGAGACAACUGCAAGAAACUGAUUCAUCUUUAAAAGAUAUUUUCUUAAGUUGUGCUGAGAGUAGGUUGGAUAAACAUCUGCAGACACUGAAUGGGAUGGUUGAGAGCACAGACAUCUUAGAAUGGGUAGAAAAAUGCAAUAAUACACUACUUGCUGAUCUGGGGAUCAUAAUAUCUUGCUAUCAUGAAAUGUUUCAGGAUAAUGAGGAUACAAAUGUACCGGAAGUGGCUGACAAAAUCAUGUUACAGGUCUUCCACUUAUUUGAGGAAGUUGUGAAACGUCCAGAUAAUAUUGGUACUGAAAUCUUGAUAAGAGGAUUAGACAAAUUUUUCAGGAAAUUACAAGCUAUGACUGAGAUAAUUUCAAGUGACACAAUGUCCAAUAAGGCCAUUGAUAUUGUAAUACAAUGCAUCAAUCACAAAGCUACAAUCCAACAUCAGUCCAUUCAAAGUCAAUUUAAAGAGAAUUUGAUGAAAGUAAGACUGUCUCUAGCCAGCAAAAGUACAGAACACACUGAUCUCAAAGAUAUUCUGAAUUCCUUACAAAUCUAUCUUAUGCAGAAAGUUCAGGCAUCACUUUUAGAUUUGAUGGCAUUUUUGCAAAAUAAUCUUUCAUUUGGACUCAAAUCAUGGUGUGCUAAAGCAGUUGCUGAUGCAUGUUGGAAUAUAAUCUCAGAGACAAUAGCAAAUCUUUCCGAAAUGGUAAAAAGUAUGGCCUGUUUGCAGACAUCAAACAACAAUAUACCAUUUGAACUAUUACUAAUUCUUGCUAAGCUAUGCUUGGAGAUGCAAGAUAAUGGAGUCACCACACUGCAUAGCCACCUGCUAAAACUCCUAGAAGAGGCUGCUCCUGGUUUAACUAUUGAAAAUAGAGACACAAAUAGUAUAAUGGUUCAUUUGUCUACAGCUGCACAAUCUGCUUUAGAUUCUGAAGUAGUAUUUAUUGGUCAGACAGCGGCACAGAUGUUAAGAGUGUCAGUGCUGGCAAGAGACUGGCUACGGGCACCUGAACCAAGAGGACCAAGGGCAGUGUGUCGCAGAGUUGUAGAGACUUUAGCAAGUGCAGACAGUGCUGCUUCUCAACUUUUCCCAACUAGCAUGAAGCCAUCAAGUGAUUCUAGUAGACGCACUAUUUGGUCCAGAGCACCAUCAUCUUUCUCACCUAUAAAUAGAAUUUUCUCUGAAAGAAUUGAAGUCUUUAGUCCUGCAGGGGCAGAUAGGGCAGCUCUAUCUAAUGGUGCACUAAAAGUAGCUUUGAAAGCAUUAGUAGAGUGUGUUAGAGUUCGAACAUUUGGAAGACAUGGCUUGCAACAGUUGCAAGUGGAUGUCCAUUUUCUGCAACAAAGACUGUCCUGUAUGGGGAAUGAUGAGAGACUGUUGAAUGCUUUGUUAGAAGAUGCCUUAGCAUCAGCACAACUGAGAUGUGUUGAUCCCCAGUUGAUGGAACCAAGCAUAGUAGAUAUUAUUUGUGAAAGGGGUUAAAUAAAUAAAAGCCUCAUUAAUUAUAUUUUUUGUGAACAAUUUUAAGUAAUUUAUAACAGUCUGAUGUUUAAAUCCACCCACAAAACAAUCAGUUGUAUUCAUGAGUAUGGUUGAUUGUAUCAGUCUGGGUGUUUUUUAUGUAUAUUAUGUUUUUACUAUAUUUUAAGAAGAAAUGUAUUGCACAAGCCCAACACUGUAUCGUCUAGUCCCAAGCUAUGCAGAUCUGCUUAGCCUGGAAUUAGGUGGCACUGCAUGACUUGUGAUUGCCUAUUAUUAUUACUUAUGUAAAUAAUUACUUCUGUAAAUAUAAACAAAAUAU